Messenger RNA from Medicago truncatula (barrel medic), 3931 nucleotides. Its product is annotated as disease resistance protein RUN1. NCBI's taxonomy places the organism in Eukaryota, Viridiplantae, Streptophyta, Magnoliopsida, Fabales, Fabaceae. Gene Ontology annotation, biological process: defense response; signal transduction. The coding region runs from base 135 to 3551 and encodes 1138 amino acids. Gene Ontology annotation, molecular function: ADP binding; ATP hydrolysis activity. The transcript has 5 exons. The record is from RefSeq and is a predicted model, not a curated record.
CCAGGUUAAGUUGACUUCAUUUUCCUUCUCCCUUCGGUUUGUUAGAAUUGAAUCCACACACUUGACUGUUUAGUAAUGAUUUUCUGAUUCAACAAUUAGUCAGUUCAUUAAUUAUCUUUCUUCUGAUCUCAACCAUGCAUCCAUAUAUGUCUUCCUACAGUGAAGCGAGAUCUAAAUGGAGAAAAGUUAGUAUAGUAACAAGAGCAGUGUUUAACUUCAAAUCUCUCCUUUAUGGUAGAAAUGAAUCAAGGAUCCAUGAUGUGUUCUUAAGUUUCAGAGGAGAGGACACUCGCUCUUCAUUCACUUCACAUCUCUAUGCUUCUCUUCGAAACUCUGGAAUCAAAGUUUUUAGGGAAGACGAUUCUCUUCAAAGAGGAGAUCACAUUUCAACAUCACUCCUACGAGCAAUUGAACAGUCUCGAAUGUCUAUCAUCAUUUUCUCGACAAAUUAUGCGGAAUCACGAUGGUGUCUUGAUGAGUUGGUGAAGAUAAUGGAAUGUAAUAGAACCAUUGGACAAAUUGUUCUGCCAGUGUUCUUAGACGUAGAUCCAUCGGAAGUCCGUCAUCAAACCUCUGAAUUCGGAAAAGCAUUUCAAAUUCUUUUGAAUAGGAGGAUUGAGAAGGAAGAACCUGAGUUGAUAGAAUUCAACUUGGAGAUGAAGUGGAGAACAGCGCUUCGCCAGGCAGCUGGCCUUGCUGGGUUCGUAGUCCUAAACUUAAGGAAUGAAAGUGAUGUUAUAGAGGAUAUUGUUGAAAAUGUUACGCGUAAGCUUGACAAGGCAGACUUGUUUAUUGCUAAUAAUCCAGUGGGAGUUGAAUCUCGAGUGCAGGAUAUGAUUCAACUGCUGGACCAAGAUAUCCAACUAUCAAAUGAUGUUCUCCUUCUAGGGAUGUGGGGUAUGGGAGGAGUUGGUAAAACGACCAUUGCCAAAGCUAUUUACAAUAAAAUUGGCCGCAAUUUUGAAGGUAGAAGCUUCCUUGCAAAUAUUAGGGAAGUUUGGGAUGAGACUGCUGGAAAAUUGAAUUUACAAGAACAACUUCUGUUUGACAUCUGCAAAGUUACAGCGAAAGUACCAAGCAUUGAAAGUGGAAAAACCAUAUUAAAGGAUAGACUCAGCCAGAAAAGAGUACUAAUUUUACUCGAUGACGUUACUACAUUGGACCAACUAAAUGCUUUGUGUGGAAGUCGUAAGUGGUUUGGUUCGGGAAGUAGAAUAAUCAUCACCACAAGGGAUAGACAUAUACUUCGUGGGAAUAGAGUUAAUAAAGUAUUCAAAAUGAAACACAUGGAUGAAAGUGAAUCAAUUAAGCUAUUUAGUUGGCACGCAUUCAAGCAAGCGGGUCCUACAAAAGAUUUUGCUGCAAUUUCCAGAAAGGUCGUUGAGUAUUCUGGGGGAUUGCCACUAGCUUUGGAAGUCCUUGGGUCAUAUUUGUUUGAUAGAGAGGUAACAGAAUGGAAAAGUGUAUUGGACAAACUCAAAAGAAUUCCUAAUAAUCAAGUACAGGAGAAGUUAAGAAUAAGCUAUGAUGCUUUAAAUGAUGAUACUGAGAAAGAAAUAUUCCUUGACAUAGCUUGUUUCUUUAUUGGGAUGGACCGAAAUGAUGUUACACUUAUAUUAAAUGGAUGCGGACUUUUUGCUGAAAUUGGAAUAAGUAUCCUUGUUGAGCGAAGUCUGGUUAUUGUUGAUAAAAAGAACAAACUUGGAAUGCAUGAUUUGUUGCGAGAUAUGGGAAGAGAAAUCGUUCGUGGGAAAUCACCAGAAGAGCUCGAGGAGCGUUGCAGGUUGUGGUUUCAGGAGGAUGCGCUUCAAGUAUUAUCAGAACAAACUGGAACUAAAACUAUUAAGGGGCUGGCUUUGAAGUUGCCAAGAUCUAAUGAAAAAUGUUUUAGUACUAAAGCAUUCAAGAAGAUGAAGAGACUCAGAUUGCUUCAACUUGCUGGGGUAAACCUUGAUGGAGAUUUUGAAUAUCUUUCGAGAAAUCUGAUAUGGCUGUCUUGGAAUGGAUGUUGUUUACCACAUAUACCUGAAAACUUUUAUAGAGAAAAUUUAGUUUCCAUCGAGUUAGAGAAUAGCAAUGUCAAACUUUUAUGGAAAGUGGCCCAGAGGAUGGAAAAGCUGAAAAUUCUAAAUCUUAGCCAUUCUCAUUGUCUGAUGCACACCCCUGACUUUUCAUAUAUGCCUAAUCUUGAAAAGCUAGUACUCAAAGAUUGUCCAAUAUUGUCCGAGGUUUCUCCUACAAUAGGAAAACUCAGUGAAAUUCUUCUAAUAGAUUUGGAAGAUUGUGUUAGCCUUCGUAACCUUCCAAGAAGCAUCUAUAAGUUGAAAUCUCUUAAAACUCUCAUUCUUUCUGGGUGUAUAAUGAUUGACAAGUUAGAAGAGGACAUAGAACAAAUGGAAUCUUUAACCACUCUGCUUGCACAUAAAACUGCAAUAAAAAGAAUACCCUUUUCAGUAGUAAGGUCAAAAAGCAUUGGAUACAUCUCUUUGUGCGGCUAUGAAGGAUUCUCGCGUGAUGUGUUUCCAUCUAUCAUUUUGUCUUGGAUGUCACCAACAAAUAAUCUCCCAUCCCUAUUUCAAACAUCUACUAUCAUGCCAUCUCUUGUUCCUUUAGAUGUACCACAUAGUAGCUCCCAUGAACUAUCAUCAAUUUCCAAGUACCUUCCAAGUCUUCGAAGUCUUUGGGUGGAGUGCAGUUCAGAACAUCAACUUUCUAAUGAUGCAACAAUAAUAUUGGAUGCUUUAUACGCUACUCUUUCUAAGGAUGUGGAAUCGACUUCAGCUACUUCACAAAUAUCAAAUAUGAUAACUUCUGCAUUAACUCAACAUUGCGAUCAAUUGCAUGUUCCCUGUUCAGAACUUUCCAUGAAGUCUGUUCUAAUACAAAUGGGUAUGAAUUGCCAAGUCACCAAUAAUCUGAAAGAAAACAUGUUACAGAAGAUGGAUGGGAAUGGUUUUGGGGAAGAUUCUUCUGUAACUUACAAUUGCGAAGGUUCUUCUGUAACUUUUGAAGUCCCUCAAAUGAAAGGGCGUAUGUUGAAGACAAUAAUGAUAUGCAUUGUCUAUUCUUCAACCCCGGAUAACAUAGCAUCUGAUGGCCUCACAAAUUUGUUGGUAAAAAAUUACACAAAAUCCACCAUUCAGCUCUAUAAGAGAGAGGCGUUAAUCUCCUUUGAAGAUGAGGAGGGGCAGAGAGUAGUAUCAAGUAUUGAACCUGGAAAUAAAGUGGAUUUUGUUGUUGUUUUUGAGAACGGUUUCGUUGUGAAGAGGACAACAGUUUAUCUCAUAUAUGAUGAACCAAUUGCUGAAAAGGGGGAGGAGUGUCAUGCACAAGAUAAGAAUGUUAUUGUUAGUAGCGGUGAUGAAAAUGAAUGCUUUCUAGGCGAGAUCUCUUCUCAUGCACAACAUAAGAACGAAUCAAUUGUUUGUAGUGGUGAAGAAAAUGAAUGCUUUGUCAGAAAAGUCUCUCCUCAAGUGGUUCCUGUGGAUGACUUAACACAACAGAAGAAGAAAAAUCUCCAAAGGAAAUGGAAGACAAUAAAACAAUGCUAGUUGUGGAGUCUACAAUCUGCUUUUGUUCAUUUUUCUUCUGUUAGGCUUUAGAAAUUUCAUAUGUAUUCGUUGGUUCUAUCAUUGUAAAAUCAUCAAUAUAUGAAGAAGUUUUAAACAUUCAUUACGAGUGUACAUAAAAGGUAUGAUAGAAGUUUUCUGAAUGGGAAGUAUAAACUGUAGUGUGUGGAUUGGUUCUUCAAGAGGAACAAAAUACAGAUCACCUAGAUACUUUUUAAUUGAUCAAGAAAAAGAUAAGUAUGCUCAAAUGUAAAAUGUAAUUUGCAGGUGGAAGCCAUCUUUAAGGGCACACUUCAAGUUGAAAGUUCUGUGAUUAUGCCCAAGACACGUCUCUUAUUCUCCUAAGGAUGUUUAAAGUUUAA